Molecule: messenger RNA, 1733 nt
Organism: Wyeomyia smithii (pitcher-plant mosquito)
Lineage: Eukaryota; Metazoa; Arthropoda; Insecta; Diptera; Culicidae
Product: transcription factor grauzone-like
Exons: 3
Coding region: 199-1707 (502 amino acids)
Biological process (GO): regulation of transcription by RNA polymerase II
Cellular component (GO): nucleus
Molecular function (GO): DNA-binding transcription factor activity, RNA polymerase II-specific; RNA polymerase II transcription regulatory region sequence-specific DNA binding; zinc ion binding
Source: RefSeq, a predicted model, not a curated record
CGGUUUUUCGAGCAGUUGCAGACAUUUUUCAAAAACAUCUGGCAUCUCCGGUUCAACGAAAGCUGGCAAUCCUGCAUUCUUUAUUAUUUCAACAGACCGAAGUAUGUACUUUGCAAUAUAUAUUACUGAACCAUCUAGAGUGAAUAUUAUCCAUAUUAACUUUUAUCUAAUAAGUGUAAAUAUAAAUUAAAGUUAAAUAUGGAGUCUACAUCUACAGAAGGAUGCCGACUUUGUCUAGAUCUCUUUGCCGAGAAUAGUAGCUCAAUAACAUCUGAAGAAAUGCAACAACAAAUAAGCAAAGUGUUUCAUUUUACAAUUGAAGUCAUGGACGGUUUUCCCACAGCCGUUUGUCAAAGUUGUGCGUAUACAGUAUCAGAAUUCUAUAAAUAUUCUGAAAAAGUUCGACUUAAUCAAGAAAAACUGAUGCUCAAGUUUAAUGGUAAACAUCAUAUUGAAGCAGUUACACUGGUAGAAACAAAAUUGAUUGUUGAAUUAAAAGAUGAACUAGACAUUGAACCAAUAAUGCUAGCAGAAACGAAAAUGGAAGCUGAUGAAAAUGCGCCCGAGCUAGGGAAAAUGGGGGUACAAAGUGCCGAAAGCACGGAUAAUCAGAGUAGUGGUUCGGAAACGGAAUCCACUUCAUUGAACAGUUCAUCAAGGAAAUUAAGGGGUUGUAGAAAACCUGAGCAAAGGUGUAAAAAAAGACUUGCAGAGAAAACGAGGAAAAAUACUGUUCGUUCUAAGCAAGAACGUGAACAAGAAAACGAAACCAUAAAUAGUUUCUAUAGGCUGGAUUGCGAUGUGUGUGGAGAACAUUUCUUGACUAUAAGUUCGCUUAAGACACAUUUCCGUAAACAACAUGACCAAACGGGUUAUGUAAUGUGUUGUCAGAAAAAGAUAUUUGUCAAAAGUAAAAUGAUUAACCAUAUUGAACUGCAUGAGGAUCCUGAUGCAUUUCGAUGUAAACUGUGCAACAAAAGCUACAAAAAUAAAACUUACUUUACACAACAUUUACAGACUGUUCAUGGCAGUCAGGAUGGACUGGCGUUUAAGUGCGACAUUUGUGGUCUUGGGUUUGAUAAGGAAAAAAAGCUCCAAGCACACGCGAUUUAUCACGAAAAAGUGCAAUGCUCGCAUUGCGACAAACAACUGGCAAACAAGUUUGUUCUUAAAAAACACAUUAUUUUCAAACACCAGGAUACCGACCGAUCGAAACGAGACCGACAAAUGAUUUGCGAAGUUUGCGGGCGAGAAUUUUUGAACAAGAUUUGCUUUGAUCGCCAUGUUCAGACGCACAAAGGAAUUGAGAUCGAAAGGUUCCAGUGUCAAAUCUGUCUGAAAUGGUUGAAAGGCGAACGAAAUUUUCAGCAACAUUUACAGCACGUGCAUUACGAAGCGGGUAAAUCAUUUAUUUGCAGUAUUUGCAAGCAAAGUUAUCCGAACACCCGAGCGCUUUAUAAGCAUAAAAGUAAGGUUCACGUGGAGGAGAAGUAUGAAUGCGAAUUUUGCGGAAGAAAAUUCAAGCAAGCACUGUAUUUGAAGGAGCAUAGAGCAACGCAUACAGGAGAACGGUUGUAUUGCUGUAAGUUUUGCGAUCACACUAUGAACUCCAAGGCUAAUCUGUAUGUGCACAUGAAAAAGAAUCAUCCUGUUGAAAGAGAAGAAGAGAAACAAAAAAUGGCAUUAGAAAAAUUUCUUGUAUCGUAGGCAACAUGAUGGAAAGAUUCUGUAAA